Molecule: messenger RNA, 468 nt
Organism: Exophiala spinifera
Lineage: Eukaryota; Fungi; Ascomycota; Eurotiomycetes; Chaetothyriales; Herpotrichiellaceae
Exons: 1
Coding region: 1-468 (155 amino acids)
Source: RefSeq, a predicted model, not a curated record
AUGUCUUUGCCAACAAAUAAACCCUCGCUCUUCAGCCGUCUCGCGCACAGCUCCUCGUCUUCGCUCAGAUCAGACUCGUCAUCGUCGACCACCUCGACGAUAUCGUCCACGCCGAGCGGAUGUAGAGACUACCAAAGGGCUCGCUACGCCAAGGACGGCAAAGGAUUCGACUUUACGUCGACGUAUCCUUAUUCCACAAAUGGACAAGGCGUGGACGAGACUCUUGCCACAGCGGUUGCACCUUCAUUUCCGCUGGGCUGUCGCGACUUCAAACUCCGAUACGCAAAGGACGGCAAAGGCCACGACUUCCGCGCGACCUACACAUCAGCCGAGACUGCCUCAGUUGACACAGUCCCACUCGUCGAUACCGUGUCCAGUGUACCUGUACCAGGGGAUUUCAAGCUGCGGUAUGCAAAAGACGGAAAGGGCCAUGAUUUUGCAGUAUCGUAUCCAUAUGAUAAGAAGUGA